GCGAUUCUGAAUCUGGCUCCACCACAGAGACCAAUGAGUUUAAUAGGAAUUGGUACAAGAGGUGUUCAUCGCCAGUUUUUGGCAAUCCGCCUAACAGAAAUGUCUAAAAGUUUGUACGGAACUAAAUCACACACUUCGUUCCUCGCUUUUCCAGUUCGGUAUAACUCUGAUGUACCAUCUAAGAAACAGGAAGCCCCAAUCCAACAGAGCGAUUGGAAGCAAAUCAACCAGUUUAUUCCCGGAGAAAAGACCCAGACCGACUCGCUCAGUGACAGAAUGCCCAAGUUCCCGCUCGGCAAGGAAAACGUGCCGACGUUGCUCCCUCGUCCAGGAAUACCUAAAGUGGGCAAGAAUGUCACCUUCAGACAAGUGAUAAAUAUCCUUAAGAACAAGACGGAGCCCGAGCUCAUCUACGAAAAUGAACCACAUAGACUAUACUUUUUGAUCUGCGUUUGCUUUGGAGCCACUCUCUUGAUAUACUCGAUAGUGUUGGGAGAAUGGGCUAUUUUCCAGGCCACCAAGGACUUCAAUGAGAACACAGAAGAAAAGAACGAUGUGAUACGCAAACGGGAAUGGGUGCUUUCGUUGUUGAAGAACCUGGUGUACAGUGUGAUCACCUUGGCCGCUGCGUACUAUAUCUUUACGUUCCCAUCUCGGUUGGUCAGAAGAAUGUGGUACUUACCAGGACCAGUUGAGCAUGUCAAGUUCACCACCUAUCCCCUUGUUCCCGGUAGAUCCACCCCCGUGGUAACCUUGCCAUUAGAAGCAUUAGAGAGAAAACAUAAAGCCCGGGUUUGGACUGGAAGAGGAUUCUACGGUACAAGUGAUGCUUCGUUCUUCUUUUUUGUGUUGCAGGAAGUGAAAAAUGGAAAAACUGUCAAGAACUGGGUGGUUGACAGAAAGGGAUUCUUUUGGAGUGAUGGGAGAGUUUUUGACUACAUUUUUGGGAAAGAAACAAUUGCUGAAGCUGAAGCAGGGGUUCCAUAUGAUGAGCAGGUGGGUAUUAUCAAUAGAGAAUUGAAGAAGAAAAAGCAGAAGUUAAGAAAGGAACAAGGGAUCUUUUAUGGCUUGAAAUUUCAAGGAGAGGAGAUGAAGAAAGAUGCUCGUAGGCUUAUGGGGAAAGAUGAUUUGAAAAAAUUAAAGUAAGAUUAGAAUCAAUACUUGUACAUAGUUUAACAUCAGUGAAGUAUUCUGCA
Messenger RNA from Yamadazyma tenuis ATCC 10573, 1196 nucleotides. RefSeq lists its product as uncharacterized. Lineage: Eukaryota; Fungi; Ascomycota; Pichiomycetes; Serinales; Debaryomycetaceae. The record is from RefSeq and is a predicted model, not a curated record.